ACGGCAGGAUUGCCAUACAGCACCGCACGGCUCGGCACGGCACGGCUCGGCUCGGUACGGCACUGCAGAACGUGGGCCACGCUGCCAUGGGAGGCUGCAGCGCGUGGGCAUGGCCGGAGCUGCUGCUGCUGCUGCUGCUGCUGCUGGGCAGCGCGUGGCCGUGGGUGGGCAGUGCCCAGCCCACCCCCCCGGGCCCCACGCACCCCCCCGGGCCCCAGCUGAGGUUCCGCCUGGCCGGUUACCCCCGCAAGCACAACGAGGGCCGCGUCGAGGUCUUCUACAACGACGAGUGGGGCACCAUCUGCGACGACGACUUCACGCUGGGCAACGCGCACGUGCUGUGCCGGCACCUCGGCUUCGUGGCUGCCACCGGCUGGGCCCACAGCGCCAAGUACGGCAAAGGAGUCGGGAGGAUCUGGCUGGACAAUGUGAACUGUGCUGGAAACGAGAAGGGCAUCGGGGACUGCAAACACCGGGGCUGGGGGAACAGCGACUGCAGCCAUGAGGAGGACGCGGGUGUUGUCUGCAAGGAUGAGCGCAUUCCAGGCUUCAAGGACUCCAACGUCAUCGAGACCGAGCAGAGCCACGUGGAGGAGGUCCGGCUGCGGCCGGUGGUGUCCGGGGGGCGGCGGCAGCUGCCGGUGACAGAGGGCAUCGUGGAGGUGCGCUACAAGGACAGCUGGGCACAGAUCUGCGACCAGGGCUGGGACAGCCACAACAGCCGCGUCGUCUGCGGCAUGAUGGGCUUCCCGGCAGAGAAGAAAGUCAACAGGAACUUCUACAAGCUCUUCACGGAGCGGCAGCAGCUCAACUACCGCCUGCACUCGGUGUCCUGCACGGGGACAGAGGUGCACCUGUCCCUGUGCUCCUUCGAGUUCUACCGGGGCAACUCCUCAGCAGCCUGCGGCUCCGGCAUGCCCGCCGUGGUCAGCUGCGUGCCCGGGCCCCUCUUCGCCACUGGCAAUGCCCACAAGAAGAAACAGCGCCAGCAGCAGCAGCAGCAGGGCCAGCCCCGCAUCCGGCUGAAGGGCGGCGCGAAGGUCGGCGAGGGCCGUGUUGAGGUGCUCAAGAGCAGCGAGUGGGGCACGAUCUGCGACGACCGCUGGAACCUGCAGUCGGCCAGCGUCGUGUGCCGCGAGCUGGGCUUCGGCAGCGCCAAGGAGGCCCUCACCGGGGCACGCAUGGGGCAAGGGACGGGCCCCAUCCACCUGAACGAGGUGCAGUGCCAGGGCACCGAGAAGUCGCUCUGGAGCUGCCCCUUCAGGAACAUCACACAGGAGGACUGCAAGCACACGGAGGACGCGGCUGUUCGCUGCAACAUCCCCUACAUGGGCUACGAGAACCUGAUUCGGCUGAGCGGGGGCCGGAGCCGCUUCGAGGGGCGGGUCGAGGUGGCGGUGGGGGCUGGCGACGGGGACCAGCCCCGCUGGGGUCUGGUCUGCGGCGAAGGCUGGGGUACGCUCGAGGCGAUGGUGGCCUGUCGCCAGCUGGGUCUGGGAUUCGCUAACCACGGCUUACAAAUCCGCCUGGCCGGCGGGAGGACAGAGUUUGAGGGCCGCGUGGAGGUGAAGCGAGGCAGUAAGUGGGGCACGGUCUGCAGCGAUGGCUGGACCACCAAGGAGGCCAUGGUGGCCUGUCGUCAGCUCGGCCUGGGCUACUCCCUGCAUGCUGUGACGGAGACGUGGUACUGGGACGCCAGCAACGUGACAGAGAUGGUCAUGAGCGGAGUGAAGUGCGCCGGCCACGAGAUGUCCCUGAGCCACUGCCAGCACCACGGUGCCAGCCUGAGCUGCAGGAACACGGGCACGCGCUUCGCUGCGGGCGUCAUCUGCUCCGAGACCGCCUCCGACCUGCUGCUGCACGCACCGCUGGUGCAGGAGACGGCGUACAUCGAGGACCGGCCACUGCACAUGCUGUACUGCGCCGCCGAGGAAAACUGCCUGGCCAGCUCGGCCCGCCUGGCCAACUGGCCCUACGGACACCGCCGCCUGCUCCGCUUCUCCUCCCAGAUCCACAACCGCGGCCGCGCCGACUUCCGCCCCAAGGCCGGCCGCCACUCCUGGGUCUGGCACGAGUGCCACCGGCACUACCACAGCAUGGACAUCUUCACCCACUAUGACAUCCUGACCCCCAACGGCACCAAGGUGGCCGAGGGACACAAGGCCAGCUUCUGCCUGGAGGACACCGAGUGCGAGGAAGACGUGGCCAAGAGGUACGAGUGUGCCAACUUUGGGGAGCAGGGCAUCACCGUGGGCUGCUGGGACCUGUACCGGCAUGACAUUGACUGCCAGUGGAUCGACAUCACUGAUGUCAAGCCAGGCAACUACAUCCUGCAGGUCGUGAUCAACCCCAACUUCGAGGUGGCAGAAAGUGACUUCACCAACAAUGCCAUGAAAUGCAACUGCAAGUACGACGGGCACCGCAUCUGGGUGCACAGCUGCCACAUCGGAGAUGCGCUCAGUGAGGAGGCCAACAAGCGGUUUGAGCAGUACCCAGGUCAGCUCAACAACCAGAUUUCAUAGGGCUCCGGCCCUGGGGAGACAGGCAUCUCCCUCCCUCACCCCACAGGGUGGGAGGAAGCUGCUGGGAGACUGGCAGGGAGGCCUGAUGCCCAGUGCUGCUGCCACUGUGUCCUGCCGGGGACUGCCCAGGACUCGCCACCGGCCGCCCUUCCCCACCUCGGGGGGGGCUGGUGCUGGAGGCACCGACACCUGCACCUCCCAGCCUGGGGCUGCCACCCCAACCACUGGCCAGAAGACGGUGCCCACAUCCCCUGGGCUGCGGCACACGGGUACAGUCGGGGAGGUCCUGCACCCCCCACCGCUCCAUCCCUCCCAUGCCGGCUGCACCCCAAAACUCCCACUCCCCGUUUCAGCCCUGGUUCCUCUCACCCCACAGCCCUCCCACAGCUCACCCCCUCAGCUGGCCCCAGGGCCCACCACCCACACAGGGCCCCAGGAGCCCCCUGGUCCCCCGGGGAUGGUGCAGGUGUCUCUGCCCACAGCGCUGCCCAGGGGUGGCUCCUACCCCAUCUCUCAGUUGUAAUUUUAUUUCCUCUAUAAAGUUGUAAGUUCUCUUU
Vidua macroura (Pin-tailed whydah) is the source of this 3079-nucleotide messenger RNA. It is a transcript of the gene LOXL3, whose product is annotated as lysyl oxidase like 3. NCBI's taxonomy places the organism in Eukaryota, Metazoa, Chordata, Aves, Passeriformes, Viduidae. Gene Ontology annotation, molecular function: protein-lysine 6-oxidase activity; copper ion binding. The transcript is spliced from 15 exons. Gene Ontology annotation, biological process: inflammatory response; peptidyl-lysine oxidation. The record is from RefSeq and is a predicted model, not a curated record. Gene Ontology annotation, cellular component: membrane. Bases 87 to 2522 code for a protein of 811 amino acids.